Messenger RNA from Cuculus canorus (common cuckoo), 2760 nucleotides. It is a transcript of the gene TMEM139, whose product is annotated as transmembrane protein 139. NCBI's taxonomy places the organism in Eukaryota, Metazoa, Chordata, Aves, Cuculiformes, Cuculidae. Bases 676 to 1338 code for a protein of 220 amino acids. The record is from RefSeq and is a predicted model, not a curated record. The transcript is spliced from 4 exons.
UCUUCUGUUCUACUCUAAUUCCAAUUGUAGUCUAUUCUAUCUUCUGAUACACAGUAGGGGUUCAGCUGAUAACAGAUUUCAUGAAGUAAUUCAGUACCCAUUGUGUUGCUUACCAGGACUCCUCCUUCCCAGAUACAUAAGGGAGUAAAAAGGAUUUUAACUCAGCCCUCUGUAAAAUAAUAACCUAUUGCCUCCUUUUUUCCUUUUGUUUGUAGAAUCAGAGGGCAUAAACCAAAGUCCAACAAACAGCACCCAAUCAGGAUAGAAAAAUUUACAGAUUUACAUUUUACAGCACUCCUAAAUAGAUUUAUGUGUGGGCCAUGUGAUGAGGGCUGGGCCAGCAGCCCUUCCUGCUUUCUGAGGCAGAGAUCAAGAUUCCUCUGCUAUGCAGAUGGGAGAACGUAGUUUUCAGGGCAGAGUUUCUCUCAUUAAAUAAAGCAGACCAAACAGAUCUGACACAGAAAACUCAAAAGGAGGAAGGGAGAGUUUUUGCUGUUGUCCCAUUCUCAGCUCAGAAGGGGAAGGAGCAGGAACAGAAGAGCUUGCAAAUUUUUCCUUGUGAUGAAGAGAGAAGUUAAAACAUGGCUGUUCCUACCGACCAAAACCUCUCUCUGAGGUCUGUGUCCUUAACUGCUCAUCUAUUCUCAACUCUCUGCUACCAUCGUCUAUACGACCAUGUUGUUGGAGACAAAAUGGAAGAACAUCCGCCAGGCCUUAUUGCUUCUUUUCACCGCUGCUCUUCUCGUUGGGGUCAUCAUGCUGGCUAUUUCAUCUACCAUCAAUCCAGUAGGCUACUUCUUCCUAGGGGUUGGGGGAGUGUGCCUGGUCGGCUAUUUGCUGAGUGUGUUUGCUGAGUGUUACUUGAAGAAUCAGCAACGUCAUGAUGCAAAUGAGAUACCUCCAAACAGACAAAGCCAAGCAGAGGUGAACACUGCCUAUGAAGCACCCACCUAUGAGGAGGUAAUGACCAUGUCAGCUCCACCAAUAUGGACAAUUGCAUCCAAUCCAGCCUUAGUGCCCUCACCACUACCACUGAAUGAGCCUCCUCCUUACAAUGCAGUUAUGGAAUCAUCUGCCCAAGAAGAGAUUAGGGUGGAUGCUCUCAGGGUCUCAGAGUCAUCAGACACAAGGCAUGCCCAGGAGACAGACACAGGCUCCAGAAUGCCGUUGCAGCUGGUGCUACCCCCAAGACUGCAGCGGUUUGUUUCAGACAUCCACGAAGUGAAAGGUAUUGAAGACAGGUUUGAGCCACUGGAGCCACUCACUCCACCACCUGCUUAUGAGAGUGGCAUCAACGGUGAAGUAUUUGAAGAUGCUUUCCAGCCCUCCGUAGUAUGAUUAAUUUCACCUUCUAUGAACUCAAAACCAAACUCUCACCCCAAUACAGGGUGCUCCUGGAGGGAAGGUGAAAGAGCUGAGAUUUUUCACACCCAAAACUGUAGAAAUUUGUCUCACCAUUCUUUGAACCAGAGCUGAUCUACAGACACAGCUUUUGAUCUCACUAGAAUCUUUUUGCUCAAAAUAUAAAUCAAUGUAAUACCACAAUGCUUUUGUCGUGGCAAGCUACAUAAAAAUCCCUGUGAGGAAAGUUGUGUUAUACACAGCAACAAUUUUCAAACUGGAGAUACAUCUUAUGGAGGAGAAGAGUGAAUCAUGAGAAAAAGCAACGUUUCCAAAGGACCUCUGUAAAAUGACUGUAGGAUGCAGCGAGAAGAAUCUGCCUUGAAACAGGGGGGAGCAGAAACAGCACUAAGGAGGUUCUGUCUGUGCAUCACAAAUAGCAGUACUGCUGAGAGCUGUGCGAUCAUCAGCCACCCUAAAAUCCCUACAGAGAGGCUGAGGAUGCAGUUCCCUGAGCUGCUACUUUGCAGCAAACAAAUUUAUGGUCUCUGCCAUUUGUUGCUAUCCCUCUGCUGCUCUCGCUCCAUGUCUUCAGCUGUGCUGCACAAGAGCGUGACUAAGGGGAGGGUGGUUGUUUUUAUCUGGAAGCCAGCACCACCAUGCCUAUCACUUGGGGUUGAAAACCUGAUGCGAGCAUGGCUCCAUAAAAUAUUUCUGUUGUUCACAAGGUUCUCAUCCCAUACAACCUGCAGUGGUGGACAAGAGGGAGAUAAUAUCAGUUCUUCCCCUGUGCAAUACAUGCAUAUGUGUGUAUCCUCUGUUUAGACCACAAGUCUUUGCAGCUCUACAAGAAGGUGUAUUCCUCUGCUGUACAACAGCCCUGAACAGAUCACUUGAGACACUUCAUUGUCAUGAUGGCAAACAUUUUUGCAGAAAGGUCAAUGCUCCUCCAGUUCCCCAUAAUGACAUUAUGCCCAGAGGCUUCUCUCUGGACUCUGUAAAGGGCCAGUCUGUCUGUCUGGGCCGCAGCUGCAGCACAGAGCACCUGAGAACAGCAUAUGCAAUCUCCAUUUUGAUGGCUCUAGGUUGGAGCCAGGUUCUAUCUCUCUCUCACUGAUCAGUGAUGUUGUGUGGUCUUUUAAAAUGAGUGAGUUAAGGUGAUGAGCUCUGCAGCAUUAAAAAUGGUCUGCAGUAUGCAAAGACAAUUAUGUCAGGUGAAUGUCCAAAUACAAAAAAAAAAAAAAGAAAAAGAAAUAUGGUGGUCCGAAUCUCCUUUGAAGGAGAGCAGCCAUCAUUACAGCCCUGUUUCAUACAACUGUAUCGUUUUUAGUUCAUAUGAGGAACUAUCAAACCAUAGGCUACAAGGAAAUAAAUUAUUUCUUAUUGUUUGAUGCUUUACAGUUCAAAGAAAAAAAAAGA